UCAGUCUGGUUUCUGCACGAAGGGAUAAAGGAGUGCAGGACCAAGUUCGCGUCCUCGGAACAUGGACUCCUCUUGCGCUUUUAUUUAUAUUUUAAAGGGGAAAAAACCGCUUCAUGUGCUUUUCUUCUGAAAUCUUCAUUCCCGACUGUGGAAAUGAAAUCCGUGGCCGUGCAUCUGGAUUUUUAUAUAGACUAGAACUUAAAAAGUGGAGCAACUGAGACGUUUUGGUUCACGUUCAGUGAAGUGAUUAUUUUUAUUGGGUUGCUCAUGACUGACAUAGUUUAUCAGGAGCAUCGUCUUCAGUGCAUAAGGAAGAGCGUGUGUGUGUCGGAGUGACCUGUACAUCCGCACUGGAGUUGGCCGGACAUUAUCAGGGUCCACCCAUGCCUCUUAUCUCCCCUGUCUGGGCAUCAUGGAUUUUAACCACUGAAGGAAAAACAGCUUAACAUCAAAAUUCAUCCUGUGUGACCCCAACGCUGAGUUUAGUGUUUAACACUCAUCAGUUUUCUCAUCAUGGGCACUGCUUUGUCUCUCUCUCCGGGUCCCCAAAAAUCUGAUUACUAUGACGAUCGGCCUAACUCCCUCAGCCGGUACCCAAGCUUGAGCAGCCGCUCUUUGACCAAUCAGAAGGAGCAUGGGCUCAAAUCACGAGGACAAUCUAUCUUCCUGCCCGCUCUCACAUGGAAACGUCUGGUAGCCUCGACUAAGAAACGAGGUUCCUCCAAGAAAGGGUUUCCCACCAGCCAAGGGGCCAUUGGAGCACCACUUCACAACAACAACCACAUCUACCAGAAGGACCCAGUCUUACAUCUGAACAGAGAGAAUGUAAAAAAGUCUCUCUCAUGUGCAAACCUUUCCAGCUAUGAAGGUCCAGCAGGACUGGGCUUGGGAAUGGGGUUGAACCUGGGCUAUGUUAAGCCACAGCAGCUUUCCUCAGUCAAAAAGGUUUCUCAUGGAAGCUCUUCUCCGAAACGUGUGAUUGUCCAAGCAUCUACAAGCGAGCUCUUGCGGUGUUUGGGCGAAUUUCUAUGCGGACGAUGUUACAGACUCAAGCUCCUUUCGCCUUCUGAUCCAGUUCUGUGGCUACGUGCUGUAGAUCGCUCACUUCUACUCCAGGGCUGGCAGGACCAAGCCUUUGUGACUCCAGCGAACGUAGUGUUCAUUUAUAUGCUGUGCAGAGAUGUGGUGGACGGAGAGGUUGUGUCUUCAGAACACGAACUCCAAGCUGUCCUUCUCACCUGCCUCUACCUGUCCUACUCAUACAUGGGCAAUGAGAUCUCCUACCCACUCAAGCCCUUUUUGGUUGAGGCCGCUAAGGAGGCAUUUUGGGACAGAUGCCUAGCCAUCAUCAAUGCCACGAGUGCCAAGAUGCUGCGUAUCAAUGCGGAUCCACAUUAUUUCACUCAGGUAUUUGCAGAACUGAAAAGCGAAGGGGGAUGUGGACUGCAGGAUUAUGGACGAUUACUGGAUCGGUGAGUGGAGAGAGAGAACUUCCUCCUUCACUGCAUCCCCAGUAGAAACCUUUGUGUUUUUCUCCAAGUCCUCAGUGUCUCUUAAUACCUCUGUGGUGUAAAGAUCUGUAGGGUCACUCUAAAUCAGUUCAUCACCGUUGAGUCACAGUGUGUUGGGCACUUGACCUUGUUUUAACUCUGAUAUUGACCUCAUAGAUGUUAAAACUGGAAAGCAGAUCUAUUUUCAUUUUCCGACAGACGUGAGGUGCCUUGGAGUUGAAGUUUGGCAUCAGGUCAAUAGACUGGAAGCAGCUUUCGCCAGCAAUGGAUCCUAAUACAGUUUUGGGAUGCUGCAGAUUUUUUCUCACAGUGAGCUCUGGAUUAGAGAUGAAAUUGUGUGAUGUUAAAGACAUCAGGAUGCUUACCUAUGACACAGGCCACCACUCUGCCACCUGAGCCCUUCUUAAGCUUAAACCUCAGCCUAAAACUAUCCACAUAAUGAAUGGCACAUGACCUGAAAAUACUUGACCAAUGGGUAGUCAAUCGGAGUGUUGGGAUACUAAAGAAACACUAGUUAGUCCGUCUAUCCCAUGGCAAAAUGUUUGCAGACCACAAUGUUUUCUGGGAACAUUUAUCAAUAGACCAAUAUUCCCCUCAAAGUCAGAGCUUAACCAAAACUAAAUUGGUAGAGUUUAACCAUAUAAUUAGUUCAUCAGGAAAGAGCUGUGUACAUUCAUCAGCUGUUUAACGUGAAUUUUCUUUGUACGAAAAUCCAGGUGAAAGCAUGAUGUGUGUUUUUAUGUGUGUGGAAGUCCAUUAGCAGUUUGGUGCUGUGUUGUCCUUCCUUUUGUUUUAUGAGACCAGACUUAGGCUGCUGUGGCAUUAAUAAGAUUAACAGAUUACCCACACACACAUAGAUACACAGCACUUGUUCUUAUUGCCAGGCUAUCCUGCUUGCAGGGCUAAUCCAUACCGCUUGGCCAGAAUGUUUGUUCCAUGCCUUUCUGUGUCACAUGUCUGUUCUCUCCUGCAGUACCUAGCAGACAAAGGCUGACGGUCAGCGAAAAUCUGUGUGUGGGUCUGUGUGUGAGUGUGUUUGUGUGUGUGUGUGUGUGUGUUUGACAGGACAUGCUUUAGGGAGGAAGGAAGUGUAUUUUGGGUGAGGGCAAUCUGAAGAGAUGAGUUCAGGCAUUUCUAAAAGCUGUCAGGUCAUUGUGGUCAUGCGCAGCUGACUUUUCUCCAGGUGUGUGUCCUGAAGGAGAGGACACAGGGUUUUUCAGGAACAUAUGGUUCUUUUGUUUGUGGCCUGUGUAAUAAAACUGAAAACGUUUUCCCAAAGACUAUGUGCGAUAGUUUGAUAUUUUGAUAUUUUGACAUUCAGUCUUAAAGUCCUGUAACAUUUAGUUCAUUUCAAUUUCUUAAAUAAAUUUAAAAGCAUAGAAAGUGAAACAUUAUCUAAAAAGAAAUGACAGGUCUGCUAAAGUUCCUUUACAGACUUCUCUCAAGCAUACUUGUUUAAUAGAAAGUUAUACAUAAUCAUGGGGCUAAAACUAUGUCUUUAUAGUGUAGCUGUUUGGUUGAGACAGGAGCACAUGGCUUUGCAGUUAAACGUUAAUCUGAUUCUGUUUUACUGCAGUGCCACUGGAGGCAAUGUCCUUUACCCAGCCUACUCACUCACAAAGAAAAAAAAAUUUCACUCAUCCAAUAUUUUUAGAUGAGCACUCAAACCAAAACACGCAUACAUACAUGCAUCCCUUCCAACACACACACACAAACACACACACACAGAGUUAAUCUGUUAAUCCGUUUCUACCCAAGUCAAGAACAAAUAGAUGAAAAUGCAGCAAAUAUGUGAGUCAGAUCAGCAGAGAUUUCUGUUUGUUCUCUAUGCUGUUCUGACGGGGUCAUCAGCACCACCGCCUGCUCAGACACACACUCGCUCUCCAUCGGAUGCCUAGCAGUACACUUAUGUAAUAUCUAUACGAAGAGCCAACACUUGAAAAGCAGCAGAUGACUGAAAACAAUGAGAAAAGAUUUGCUGCAUAACAUGUUUUCAGAUGUUAACAUUCCUAAGGCUGCAUUAUACUGAUUUCCAACAAACUUCCAAAUCCUAGGAUCAGUGGAUGGAUGUGUAAUUUGGGGGGGGGAUCGUAAAAAUAAUUUAAAAAGAAAUACCUGGAUAUUCCAUAGACCUCCACUCCAGUUGGCUUCAUAUGAUUACAUAUGAAGCAGGGAAUUAGGAGUCAUCUGAUACUUAAAUGUUUGCGAUAUUUACAGUUUUCUACUGACUGUGAUGUUAUUUGUUAAAACACUGACAAGCCUUUCUCCUAACCAACCAUUAUCCCCUAAAAUGAUUUGAGUUGCUUUUUUGAUAAAACCUUUUUAAAAAAAAAAAACAAUAGGAUUAUUCCAGAGAUACUUUAAAGUAAAUUACAAAGUGCAACUUUAAAGGAAGUGUCAGAGCACUGAGUUGAAUUGAUUCUUUAAUCGACAUAUCAGACUACUUUGACUGUGAUCAAAGUGGUUUCCUGUACAUUAAGCACAGUGACGCUGGAGCUGUUGCUUUACCUCAAUUCAGCAGCGCUGUAGUGCUUGAGACUGUCUAGCUGUCUCUCCUCCUCAUCUGUACAAAGCUGUUACAUUUGCAUUUAACACUAUCAGCGAUAUCAUGCUCAUCAGCUCAUAGUUCGCUAACUAAACAAACCUAGCUGAGUCUCUACUCUAACAAAAACUGAAAAUACUGCAUCAACCAACAAAUCAGCACCAGAAUCACUAAACACAGCACAAAUACUUUAAUAUAAGCACAUUUCAUGUGGGUAGAGGUUCACUGUAAAGCACUGAUAAUGAAUUAUGGAUAUAACGAGUGUAAAGCCUGCGGCUGUGGCCUAGCUCAGAGUGCCUGUGUAUUGUAUAUUAUUUUAGGUUUCCAAGAGACAAAAGCCUAAAGGAAGAGAUGAAAGUGUUCAGUAGGCAGGGAGAGACUCUGUGAUGACUCAUACAGUUUAUACUCAUACAAUUAUGUUUAUAGCAUGCAUUAAAACCUCAGGUGUUCGGCUGUCACACUGAUCCAUCACUUUUCACAUUCUUCCCCUAAAACACACGCUUCUUUUCUCUGGCCAGGCUAAACUGAUUCAAAAUCAGCCUCAUUGUGCUGGGAGAGGACAGACGGAGUAGUGUUCGUGCUCGGGCUGAUAUGUGAAGGCCCUCUAUAAGAGCUGUGUAGGGCUCUGUUAGGGAACGCUGAAUCUGCAACGACUUCUGCUUCCACAUGGAUUCUCGUGUUUGCUUAGCAUUAUCUCACAGUCUGGGAUUUAUCUUUGCCUUAAAAUUGUUUAUUCACUGUAUAUAUUCCAUACAGCAGCUCUGUAGACCUUUUGGGGUAUUUAGACUAGCUGUGUACACAGCAUGUCUGAGUAUCCAGACCGCCGGAUAAAAUAUUAAGCCUGCGUCUGCUUGUGUCUUGCCAUGGGAAAAUCAAACAUCUGGUCCCGUAGCUGUCACGUCCAUGAGGUUCAUGAGCCAUUUCACUACACAACUGGGUCAACAAUCAUCAUUUCUGGCAAGUAAAAGCGGUCCAAUCAUGCACCCUUGAGGAAUGCCUAUCACACUUUAAUCCUAUCUUGAACAAGUUUGUGUGAAUGACUUACUUUAUAAUUUCAAAAAAACUCAGAAUGGAUUCAGACUACUGAAGGGUCAAAGGCAGCACAGCGCUAUUAAUGAGCGCAUCUUCGGAUAAACUUGAGGACAUUUUGCUCCUCGGGCUGUUCUUCAAGCACAAAGAUAUACGUCUGGCCUCAGCGAGAGACUCAGGAUUUCCGUUGUAUUUAAGGUCGACUCCGCACUGCAAGGUGCCAUUACUCCAUGAGUUGUGGUUUCAUCCAUGUUUUCACUGCUGCUACAUAUUUAUGUGCAUAAAUCAGUAGAAUUAAUUAGGAUAUUGUGUAGAGUGUCUGGCCAUGCAGACCAGUAGAAACAAAAUGUAAAUAUGUCACUAUGUAGCAAAAAAAGUGUACAUAUAAUAUGAAUUGUACUGUGUACUGCUACUGUGAUGGUGCAGAUACCGGCUUGAUAGUUCCUUUUUAAUUACUGUUGUUUUUUUUGUUGCUGUUGUUGUUGUUGUUUUUUUAAAAGUAUGUUAACUUUAUUGCAGUUCUCUGAGAACUGAAGUC
Messenger RNA from Hemibagrus wyckioides, 5620 nucleotides. RefSeq lists its product as uncharacterized. The record is from RefSeq and is a predicted model, not a curated record. Lineage: Eukaryota; Metazoa; Chordata; Actinopteri; Siluriformes; Bagridae. Gene Ontology annotation, cellular component: cytoplasm; protein kinase 5 complex. The transcript has 2 exons. Gene Ontology annotation, molecular function: cyclin-dependent protein serine/threonine kinase activator activity; protein kinase binding. Gene Ontology annotation, biological process: brain development; positive regulation of cyclin-dependent protein serine/threonine kinase activity; activation of protein kinase activity. Bases 514 to 1476 code for a protein of 320 amino acids.